This is a messenger RNA of Sander lucioperca (pikeperch), 4615 nucleotides long. RefSeq names its product myosin IG (gene myo1g). Gene Ontology annotation, cellular component: plasma membrane; actin cytoskeleton; cytoplasm. The record is from RefSeq and is a predicted model, not a curated record. Gene Ontology annotation, biological process: actin filament organization; vesicle transport along actin filament. The coding region runs from base 1 to 2919 and encodes 972 amino acids. Gene Ontology annotation, molecular function: actin filament binding; microfilament motor activity; ATP binding. The transcript has 22 exons. NCBI's taxonomy places the organism in Eukaryota, Metazoa, Chordata, Actinopteri, Perciformes, Percidae.
AUGGCAGAGCUGGAGGGCCUGGAGUUUGGGAAGUCAGACUUUGUACUGCUGGAUGAGGUGACGAUGGAGCAGUUUAUGGAGAAUCUGAAGUUGAGAUUUGAGAAGGGCCGUAUCUACACCUACAUUGGAGAAGUAGUCGUCUCUGUUAAUCCGUACAGACAGAUGGACAUUUACGGCAAAGAUACCGUUGAUGCGUACAGGGGCCGGGAGCUGUACGAAAACCCUCCUCACUUGUACGCAGUGUCUGAUGCGGCCUAUAAGGCCAUGAAGAGACGGGCCAAAGAUACCUGCAUCGUCAUAUCAGGUGAAAGUGGGGCAGGAAAAACAGAAGCUAGUAAAUACAUCAUGCAGUACAUUGCGGCCAUCACGAACCCAGGCCAGAGGGCCGAGGUUGAGAGUGUGAAGAAUGUCCUGCUCAAAUCCAACUGUGUGCUGGAGGCCUUUGGGAACGCCAAGACAAAUCGCAACGACAACUCUAGCCGCUUCGGCAAGUACAUGGACAUCAACUUCAACUUCAAUGGGGAACCUACCGGAGGACACAUCAACAACUACCUGCUGGAGAAGUCCAGGGUGGUCCAGCAGCAAGACGGGGAGAGGAACUUCCACUCAUUCUACCAGUUACUCCGUGGAGGCUCAGAUGAGAUGCUAGAGUCAUUUCAUCUGCAGAAUGAUCCUGCUGUUUAUAUUUAUACCAGAGAGGGAGCUGCAACUGUUACCUCCAACAAUGAUCGCUCGAGCCACAAAGCAGUGAUGAGUGCCCUGGGAGUGAUUGGCUUCUCAAACGAGGAGAUUAACUCAAUUUAUCAGAUCCUGGCCUCCAUUCUUCUGUUGGGAAACGUGCAGUUUGAGACUGAUGGUGAGAGCGUUCAGAUCCUGGGACUCGAAGCUAUUGACCACAUCGCUGAGCUGACAGCCACAGAGGCGGACAGUGUCAUCAAGAGCCUGCUGUUCCGCACUGUGGCCACCGGGGGCGGCGAGGUCAUCGAGAAGGGACACACAGAGCAGGACGCCUGCUUUGGGCGAGAUGCUUUCGCCAAGGCUCUUUAUGAGAGACUUUUCUGCUGGAUUGUAAACCGCAUCAACAGCGUCAUUGAAGUUAAAGACUACAACCCAGUGCUUCAUGGAAAAAACACAGUCAUCGGCGUGCUGGAUAUCUACGGCUUUGAGAUCUUUGAAAACAACAGUUUUGAACAGUUCUGCAUCAACUACUGCAACGAGAAGCUGCAGCAGCUCUUCAUCGAGCUGAUCCUCAGACAGGAACAAGGUGAAUACCAGAGAGAGGGCAUCACCUGGCAACAUAUUGAUUACUUCAACAACCAGAUCAUUGUGGACCUUGUGGAGCAGCCCCACAAAGGCAUCAUCUCCAUUUUGGACGAAGCUUGCCUCACUGUUGGUAAAGUCACUGACACGGUCUGCCUGGAGAGCAUGGACACCAAACUGGCCCAGCACCCCCACUACACAUCCCGCAAGCUCAGCCCCACAGACAAAACCAUGGACUUUCAGAAACACUUCCGUAUUCGCCACUAUGCCGGAGAUGUCACAUAUUCCGUCGAGGGCUUUUUGGACAAAAACAAGGACCUGCUUUUCCAAGAUUUCAAGCGUCUCAUGUACAACAGUGCCGACCCAGUCCUGAAGGAGAUGUGGCCAGAUGGUCAGCUGAGCAUCACAGAAGUCACCAAGCGACCAUUGACCGCGGCCACCCUCUUCAAGAACUCCAUUGUGGCCUUGGUGGAUAAACUGGGCUGCAAGGAGCCUUACUAUGUGCGGUGCAUAAAGCCCAACGAGAUGAAGUCUCCUGUGUUGUUUGACGACGCUCGCUGCCAGCACCAGGUGGCCUACCUCGGCCUGAUGGAGAAUGUGAUGGUGCGCAGAGCGGGCUUUGCCUACAGGCAGCAUUACGCUCGCGUCCUGCAGCGGUAUAAAAUGACAUGCGAGUACACCUGGCCAAACCACCUGAUGGCCUCAGACAGAGAAGCCGUGGAGGCCAUUGUCACCCAGCAUGGUUUCCAGGACGAUGUGGCAUACGGACACACCAAGCUGUUUGUCAGAACGCCGCGGUCUCUAUAUACUCUGGAGCAGGAGAGAGCCGCCCUCAUCCCUAUCCUGGUUCUUUUCCUGCAGAAGGUGUGGCGUGGGGCUUUGGCUCGUAUGAGGUGCCGGCGCAUGAGGGCCAUCUACGCCAUCAUGGGCUGCUAUAAGCGCUACAAGGUGAAGGCCCACUUCUGGGAGGUGGAGAGUAGAUUCGCUAAUGUGCGAACCAUGGCCGACUAUGGAAAGAGCGUGGAGUGGCCGAACCCGCCUGCAGCUCUGUCCAAGUUUCACAAGAACACAGUCAUGCUGCAUCGCAGGUGGUGGGCGAGGCAGAUCGUGAAGAACAUCCCUCCAUCUGACAUGCUGGAAGUUCGGGCCAAAGUGGCAGCUCUGACUGCUCUGAGCGGAGAGAGGAAAGACUGGGGAGUCAGCAGAGCCUGGGAGAGGGACUACCUGGCCAAUGCGCGAGACUGCCCUCAGACCAGCUCCAGCUUCAUCCGUGUUUCCAAGGACCUGAGGAACAAAGACAUGUACAGUCAGGUCCUCUUCUCUGGCUUCUGUAGAAAGGUGAAUAGAUUCAACAAAAGCACAGACCGAGGACUGCUCAUCACAGACAAGUGUGUCUACAAAUUAGAGCCAAAUAAACAGUACAAGGUUUUGAAGAGGCUUCCCUUAGACAUUUUCACGGGACUGAGUGUGACCAGCGAGGUUGACCAGAUGGUGGCGCUACACACAUCCUCCCAGGAUGAUGUCCUGCUGUGUUUGCAGCGAGGGGAGCUGUGCACCAACCAGGACCGAGUGGGGGAGCUGGUGGGAGCGUUGGUGGACCACUUCACACGAAUGCCCCCUGAGGAAAUUCAAGACACAGGGUGCAGCUGGUUGAGAUAGGACCACUGUUUCUGAUGACGGUGAUGGUAAUUUUAAUGGAUGAUGAACACUAGGAUGCCAAAGCGAACCCUGUGAUGGUCUGCUCGCCGCCACCUCACACCCGAGAACUCAAGUGACCUCGGCCCACGUUGCCUCCGCUGCCGGGGCUGCAGAUGCUGCUGUUGCCCCAGAGAUAGUUGCCAGGCAGCUGGGGAAUUUAUAAUUAAGAUUGCAAGGGGAAAUUACAGCCUUGUGUUGACGAGUGGGUGUCAAGUCUGGUGGAAAGGGAGGGUGGGAGGGAUGAAAGGGGGUCUGUGGGAUGGAAGGGGAGGGGCUCUGACGGAUGGAAAACUACAGGUGAGCGUGAGAUGGCUUCCUCUUAUAAUUCCUUUUUUUAAAGUAACAUUUUAGGAAAUAUACUUGUUAGAGUUAAACGAGGAGAUGGAUGCUACUCUCAUAUGUGUCCUUUCAAUAUAAGACUACAGUCAGCAGCUGGUUAGCUUAGCAUAAAGACUGGAAACAGGGAAACAGCUAGCCUGGCUCUGUUAAACAAUAACAAAAUCUGCCUACCAGCACCUCUAAAGCUCACUAACUAACAUGUUAUGUCUCUGUUGUUUAAGCUGUACAAAAACUUAAGUGUAAAAUGGACAAUGUGUCGGCCGUUAUACGGGGUUAUGUGUUGAAAUAUUUCUUUGCUUGAGCAGUUGCCAGACAACUAGAAGUUACUGCUCGCAGCCAAGAAAUAGUCUGGCACAAAACCCACCAUAAAACCACAACUUGACGUUUUCACAGUCUUUUUGUACCGAUUAAACAUAACGUGUUAAUGAUUCAGCUUUAGAGGUGCUGGCAGGUGGAUUUUGUUACUGUUUGACAGAGCCUAAGCUGAAUUUACCGCACAAAUAUGACAGUGAUGUCGAUCUUCUCGAUCCAGUUUUUUAGUGGGGAAUCGAUGCAUUUUAGUACACAACAGUACAGCGUUUUUCUGAGUUUUAAAUGGCAAUAAGUCGUUUUCAGAUAGCAAAAGAGACUCUUACAUUACACUCUACAUGCUUCUGCAGAGCCAAGUAAAAAAAGCACUAUAUGAACAGUUUUCCGUUUGCACAUCUCGUGAAAGCUGAGAACAACAUCUGUAACGGUGCUUAUAGUUUCCAACUAUGUGCCUGUGGUAGCCUGAGAAAAUGCUUUCUCACAGCAACCAAACGUGUAAACUGAAACCAAAAUAAACCUUAAAUAUUGAUAAUUAGCUUUAAAGCAAAGCAAUCAGUGUCUAGAUUAUGUUUUUAAUCCGUUUGUAUAAUUCAGAUCAAGAUCAUUUUUUAGAGGAAUACCUGAAAAGUGAAUCUCCAAUGGAAAUAAAGGCAUCAAGCUUCGUGAUUGUUUUCUAGUUUGACCCAAGCAAGUGGCCCCUUAAUUUAAAAAAUGGUGUUAGCAGCUGUGAAGGAGUGACUGAAAGGUCUUAUCUCUUACUAUUUUUCUUCUGAAUGGAAAAAAAGUUACUUAAAACACAUCUGUUUAGAUUGGCAUACCCACCAUAGAUUUCACCAUAUCCACCUUGAUUUUACUGACAUAAUUUUUUAACUAGUUGAAUACCUUUGCUUUACUUACUACUGGAUUUUAAUGUUGGUACAUUUGUUGUGCUUCUAUUAUUGUUUUUAUUAAUGUGUGUAAGGUGUCCUUGGGUGUCCUGAAAGGCACCAACAAAUAAAUUGUAUUAUUA